CUGUCGGGCCAUUCAUUCUUUCGUUCAAUUAUUGAUAUUGUUAUUGGUAUUAGUAUUAUUAUUGUUGUUGGUGGUAUUAUGUACUCUUUAUUUAUUUAUUUGUGUGUGUGUAUUUAAUUCAUUCUGGAUGUCAACUACUAAAAACUCUCAGACUGAGUCGUCAGUAUGUAUAGCCCACAUUAUUAACACGGUGUUCUCCUAGAGAACAUGACAAGCCCUUCUGUCAAUCUGCAUGACGCGCACGGUCCACGGGGCUGGGAAGAGCCUAUACGAAGGCAACUGACAUCAGGCACCGCAGCAGAGACAAGCUUGAGCAGAGCUAUAAAACCUCCGACCAACGCGCACUGUCCGCGUCACUGCGCGACAGCAACGGGGAGCAUCUCGACCGCAGGACAGAGCGCACUCGCUCCCGUCCCACACCAGCUCCGCUGCUCCCCGUCCCGUUGCCCCCAGUUUCACGGUAACAUGGAGGGCAAAUGCCCCGGCUCCUCCAAAGUUUUACUGGCCUACAAAAACGCAUCGCAGCACCUGAGUUCGGCGGGGAUCAAAGCGGGCCUGGGGAUGCUUAAAAUGGCCACGUCUCAGUGGAAACUGGACAAGAAGGCGCGUUCUGGAGCAACAGUAAGACCACUGUCCGCCGCAAACGGCAGCCACUCCUGCGGGACUUCCCCACUGGAUCAGCUGGCGGCUCUGGUGCUCCACGGUCAGCCUGGAAACCUCCACCCGGAGCGCCGACAGGACGCGCUACACGCCGCCAAGCCGCAGAACUGUAAGCGCAUCGUGGUCCUCGGUGCCCCGCGCGUGGGUAAAACGUCCAUCCUCCGGCGGUACCUGCGGGACGGCUUUGUGGAAGACUACAACCCCACUUCCGAGGAUUUCCUCCGAAAACUGUUCCGUAUCCGCGGAGAGACGUACCAGAUAGACGUCCUGGACGCGUCUAGGGAGCGGGACUUUCCAGCCAAGCGGCGCCUGUCUAUCCUGACCGGAGACAUUUUCCUCCUAGUGUUCAGCGUGGACGACCGCCGCUCCUUCGAGGAGGUGUGCGCCCUGCGAACGGAGAUUCUGGCUGCGAAAUCCAAACUGACCAAACCGUCGCCGGAGCAGCGCGCGCCGCCGCGGGUUCCGCUGGUGGUGUGCGCCAACAAGGUGGACCUCCUGGCGGGCGACAGAGAGGUCUCCAGGGCGGAGGUGCUGCGGGCGCUCGGUGACGACUGCGCUUACUUUGAAACCUCGGCGAAGGACAGCACCAAUCUGGACAAACUCUUCGAGACUCUGGCGAAGCGAGGCGGACUUCCGGCCGAGACGGGACCGUCUCAGCACCGCAAAGUGUCGCUCCGCUCCUACCAGGCGAUGCGCGCGGCCGGCGUGGCCGCGAGAGGGAGCAAGGCGCCGGGGCGCGACGACCCCUGCGGCGCCCUGUACCCGCUGGCUCGGCGACCGAGCUUCAGUACGGACCUCCGACAAGUCAUCGGACCGCACACGGCCAGAAAGUCCGGCAAAGCGCUGGACAAGUGUCAGAUUCAGUGACAGGCACAAGACUGCGAGGCCGAGUGUUGACAAACAAACAAUCUUAACCAUCUUCAAUGAGACGAUGAUGUUUACUGUACCUUCUGUAAAUAUAAUGCAUUGACAAUGUUAUUACACGACUUUCAAAAAAAUCUUUGCAAGAAAAUCUUUAUUUUGUGUCUUAUACUGUCUGUCUAUGUAUCUAUUCCAUCCAUCCGUCCGUCCGUCCAUCCAUCCAUCCAUCCAUCCAUCCAUCCACCCAAUCAUCCAUCCAUCCAUCCAGUGUCUUCUACUGUACCACACACUGUGAAGCUGAAAGUGGGAGGAUGUUGAGUCAGGAACUAGACUGUUUGAUUGUUGUAUGACCAUUGCAUAACAUAUAUUCAUAAAUCUAUUAGAUGGCCCUUUCUCCCACCCACACCUUUCCUCUCUUCCUGUGUGUUUGUAUUUUAUUCUGGAAUCGUGAUUGCCAGAGUCCCACACAUUAAAGAUUAAAGGCCAGGUUUCCAGCUGGCAGUUACCCUGUCAUCCUA
Molecule: messenger RNA, 2039 nt
Organism: Betta splendens (Siamese fighting fish)
Lineage: Eukaryota; Metazoa; Chordata; Actinopteri; Anabantiformes; Osphronemidae
Gene: rasd2b
Product: RASD family member 2b
Molecular function (GO): GTP binding; GTPase activity
Source: RefSeq, a predicted model, not a curated record